Penicillium brevicompactum is the source of this 1497-nucleotide messenger RNA. RefSeq names its product cytochrome P450. The record is from RefSeq and is a predicted model, not a curated record. The transcript is spliced from 3 exons. Bases 1 to 1497 code for a protein of 498 amino acids. Lineage: Eukaryota; Fungi; Ascomycota; Eurotiomycetes; Eurotiales; Aspergillaceae. Gene Ontology annotation, molecular function: oxidoreductase activity, acting on paired donors, with incorporation or reduction of molecular oxygen; monooxygenase activity; iron ion binding.
AUGCUUCUCCCAAAUGACUCCCUUGUCGUCCUUCUAUGUCUAAUAUUUCCAGCAGCUUUCUUCCUGUGGAAGCUCACCGAUUGCUCACCGCGCUUUCCCUUGGCAAACAAAACCCCUGGGGAGUUUAUGCUAUGCGCUCCCACGUUGAUCAAGCAAGGUCUGGCUAAGUGGAAGGUGUUCCAGUUCCUCACAAAUGAUGGAAUCCAGGUGUUCUUGUCCCACGAGUAUACCAAGGAGAUCCGCAAUCAUAACUCCUUGAGCUUUGGAGAAUUCAUGCACCAGCGCUUUCAUGCUAACUUAUACCCCUUCCGCCCGUACCUCGCAUUUGCUGAGAAAGAUGAGGCGUUUGUUAAAUUCAUCCGCAAGAAGCUAGUGGCUCCCCUUGCUGAUCUCGUGAAUCCGUUGUCUGAAACGGCCACCAGCGCUCUUCGUGGGGAAUGGACUGACAACCCCACAUGGCACAAGCUAGGGCUUAAGUCGAGUCUUUCCACGGUUAUCGCUCAGCUUCUCGCCAAGGCCUUCGUCGGAGAACCACUGUGUCACAAUGCUCGCUGGCUACAGAUUACGGUCGAGUAUACGGUCGACUCCAUCCAGGCCUCAGAGGCCCUUCGCAGGUGGCCUGCUGCCCUACGCCCUAUCAUGAUCCACAUUCUUCCGGUUUGUCGCAAGUUGAAGGCCGAGUUGGAUGAAGCAACGAGUCUCAUUGACGCCGUUCUGCAACAACGACAUGUCGAGAAGGAGACUGCGCUACAGAAUGGCAAGGUGCCACAGAGAUACAUGGAUGCGUUUGAGUGGGUGGCCGAGCACUAUUCGGAAAUGAACGUGCCGUGCGAUCCCGUCAUGGUGCAGCUGGCACUUGCUGUGACAGGCAUCCACACAACUACCGACAUGCUUACUCAAUUCUUAUAUGAUAUCGUUGAAAAGGAGGGGCUGGCCGAUUCCCUUCGAGACGAGAUAGUGAGGGUGGUCAAGCAGGAUGGCUUGACGCUGUCUGCACUCAACAAGAUGCGGCUAAUGGAUAGCUGUCUUAAAGAGAGUCAGAGGCUCAAGCCAGUCCAAGGCGUUGCAUUACAACGUAUCGCGAUAAAGGACUUUGACUUGUCUGACGGGACGCGUAUUUCCAAAAACACCCCGAUCAUCUUGUCAGCCGAGCGAAUGUGGGACGCCGAAGUAUAUACCUCUCCCAAUUUCUUCGAUCCCUAUCGGUUUGUCAAGAUGCGAGAUGAAAGCCCCGCAAAUGAAACAACAGCGCUGGCAGUUUCUCCUUCCGCUGAACACAUUGGCUGGGGGCUGGGCAAGCACGCGUGUCCUGGACGAUUUCUGGCUAUACACGAGCUAAAGAUCGUCCUCUGUCAUAUUCUGCUACGCUAUGACUUCCGACAUGCCGAUACCAAACCCGUCCAGACUAUCGUUAUGGGAACUGCCACAUUGGCUGACCCCUUUGCAAUGUUUGAGGUUCGACGAAAGGAUCACAGUGGCAGUGAGGCUCUCCUUUGA